AUGGUUGCACUCCUCCCGUCACUCAAACGCCGUCUCCUUGCAACCUCCUUGCAGAAAGGUCUUUUAGCGUUCUUCGGCUGCGUCGCCGUCGCGUUUGUUGCCAUCGAGGCCGCCCCGGGAGGCCGAGGUGGAGGCGGCUGCUGUGGAGGCGGAGUUUUCCAGAAGCCAAGUGGAGGUGGAGCAGGAGGCUUCUCAAGUGGAGGCGGAGCAGGAGGCUUCUCAAGUGGAGGCGGAGCAGGAGGCUUCUCAAGUGGAGGCGGAGCAGGAGGCUUCUCAAGUGGAGGUGGAGACGGAACAGUAUCGAUUGCCGGCGUGGUCUUCCAGAAACCAAGUGGAGGUGGAGGAUUUUCCAGCGGUGGAGCAGGAGGUUUCUCUGGCGGUGGAGGUGGAGGAUUUUCCAGCGGUGGAGCUGGAGGUUUCUCUAGCGGUGGAGGUGGAGGAUCUUCCCGCGGUGGAGGUGGACACGGAGGAUCAUCCGGAGGAGGUGGAUACGGAGGAAAAUAG
Molecule: messenger RNA, 504 nt
Organism: Penaeus indicus
Lineage: Eukaryota; Metazoa; Arthropoda; Malacostraca; Decapoda; Penaeidae
Product: loricrin-like
Exons: 3
Coding region: 1-504 (167 amino acids)
Source: RefSeq, a predicted model, not a curated record